GACGAACCCCUCCUUGACAAAUCUUUCUCUCUAGCAUUUUUCUUCUCCUUGUUCCACUGCAUUUUCUGCUUGUCUUCUUCUGCUCUAACUUUGUUUCCUUUGGUGAACUGUUCUCUGUUUCUCAUUGAAGUUUGGUUUUUCAACAAAGUGUCUUUCUUCUGGGCUGGAAAAAUGUUCGCUGAGACAGAACUUCUCUUCCCAUAUUUUCGAAAUUUCUCUCAAGAGUUUCAACAACUUGAGGAGUACUGCAUGACCCAAAAGUCCUGUUCUUCAAUGAAUGACCUCGUUCAAACUUCUGCAAUCUCAGAAUAUGAUUUGUUAAUAGAGGGAGAUCUGUUCAAAGCACCUGAACCUAUUCUUGAAGAACCAGCAAUAGACCUCGAUCCUGUGCAAGCAGCCAUCUCAAUGAUAUCUUGCGGGGAGGAUGUCCCCUCACAGGGUCUAAAAUCAUCAGAUAUUAAUAUACUUCAAAAUGAACAGCUUCUGAGUGAGGUAUUCUACGAGUGCAAAAAAGAUCUCUUAGAAAAGACAGUGAUAGAGUCACCACUCAAUGAUAUUAUGGAAAUCAAGGUUCCACCACUGAACAUUGAGGAUAAUUCAAUUGAAGUAAACAAAUCACUUCUUCACACUACUCUACCAAAGAGCAUCAGUUCAGGAAGUCUGAGUUCAAUGGACUGGAUGCAUGGAGCUGCAAUGAAGCCAACUUUUCUGGAUUUUCCAGGAUUAGAUUUCAAUGCAGUUUAUGGCAUGCGGAGAGCAUUUAGCGAAGGAGAUAUAAAGACUCUUAAUACUGGCAACACGAGCUUAUGCCAAUCUCCACAGGAGAGACCUUUGUUUCUUGGCAACUGCACUAGUGAAGAACGUCAAGAAAAGCUCUCCAGAUACAGAAACAAGAAGACAAAGAGAAAUUUUGGGAGGAAAAUUAAGUAUGCUUGCAGGAAGGCACUUGCUGACAGUCAACCAAGAAUCCGUGGAAGAUUUGCAAAGACAGAAGAGUUAGAUGUGAAGAGGUAAUGAGUGCUAACUGACCCAGUUGGAAUUGAAAGAAAGCAGGGAAUGAAGUGUUGUAUUGUAUCUUAUGAAGAUGUUUGGAAGGGCUAUCCGCGUGAAAACUAUAGACUUGGUGGAGUUUCUAUAGCUUGAACAAACAAGUUUUGCUGAAUGAAUGAAUAAAUGAGGGAGAGACCUCAAACUCCUUAGGGUAGUUUGGGCCUUAUCAGCUGUAGUAGCCUUCUUUGUAGAAUGACCUUCCACGUAUGUAAAUAUGGUUUGUUGAAUAAAAGAAUGGAAGAGAAGUUAAGGUUGUAUAAUGUUCAUAUUAUAUAUACUCCAAUAUGCAAUGUUUAUUUUUGUUAGUUACAUAUUUUCAAAUCUUCUCA
Vigna angularis (adzuki bean) is the source of this 1379-nucleotide messenger RNA. RefSeq lists its product as uncharacterized. The transcript is spliced from 4 exons. Gene Ontology annotation, cellular component: nucleus. Gene Ontology annotation, molecular function: protein binding. Bases 172 to 1014 code for a protein of 280 amino acids. The record is from RefSeq and is a predicted model, not a curated record. Gene Ontology annotation, biological process: regulation of flower development. NCBI's taxonomy places the organism in Eukaryota, Viridiplantae, Streptophyta, Magnoliopsida, Fabales, Fabaceae.